UCUGCAGGUGAGCACAGGCAUACGCGUGCGGGCUCACUAACGGCAGGCGCAGGACACGUCGACGUGCCGCGCGACGCGUACGACGACCGCGAGCACGCAGGGCCAAUGCCCUGCGUGUAGGCGCGGCCGACGAACAAUCGGCGGGCGGACCAGCGCGAGCGCACAGGCAGGCGAGCGGGUCAGCGGGCGGGCACGUGGGAUGGCGAGCGCGCGGACGAGCGACCGAACGGACGGGCGGGAAAGCGAAUGAGUAGACGGCCAGGAAGGCGGACUGGAGAGCUCGCGGAUGGAUGGGAUGUUGGGCAGGGAAGUGGGCAAGCGGGAACAGAGGAGGGUGGGUGCCCUGCGCAGUCACGGCCGAUGAACGCGUACGGGCGGGCGGUCACACAACCAGGCAAGGAUGCACACGGCAACCGCACGCAGAACAUUGCUGACGAACCGGCGAGCGAAGGGAGCAAACGGGAGGGCUCGCGGGUGGCGCGUGCAGACGGGACGCAGGGCGGGAAGACGGGAAGACGCAUGGGCGAAAGGCUCGCUGGGAUGCGCGAGUCGAUGGUACGGUACCCGGGCGGGUACGGGUACGGGUACAGGUGACUACCACUGGCAGCGCUGGCGGCGGGAGCUACACAUACGUAGACUUUUAAUACUGAACUUGAUUACUAUCAGUACUU
Messenger RNA from Fomitopsis serialis, 671 nucleotides. RefSeq lists its product as uncharacterized. NCBI's taxonomy places the organism in Eukaryota, Fungi, Basidiomycota, Agaricomycetes, Polyporales, Fomitopsidaceae. The record is from RefSeq and is a predicted model, not a curated record. The transcript has 4 exons. Bases 361 to 594 code for a protein of 77 amino acids.